AGUGCCAAGAGCAGAGAUAGCCUGGCACUGGGCUGAGGUUGCCCGGUUUACAGGAAUAGGCUCCACUCCUCAAGCUCUCUAAGCUGGCCCCCUCCAGGCCUUGAUCUCUGCCUUCUUGUUCUGAGGCCCUCUUUCCUCAGGCUUCCAUCAGCUCUUCUCAGUGACUCAUGAACACUCUGGCAGUAUGAACUGUAUAUCAGACUUCUUCACCUACGAGACUACCAAGUCAGUGGUGGUGAAGAGCUGGACCAUUGGAAUCAUCAACCGAGCCGUUCAGCUUCUGAUCAUCUCCUACUUUGUGGGGUGGGUUUUCUUGCACGAAAAGGCCUACCAAGUGCGGGACACAGCCAUUGAGUCCUCUGUGGUAACCAAGGUGAAGGGCUUCGGACGCUAUGCCAACAGAGUCAUGGAUGUGUCUGAUUAUGUCACUCCACCCCAGGGCACCUCUGUCUUUGUCAUCAUCACCAAGAUGAUCGUCACUGAGAACCAGAUGCAAGGAUUCUGCCCAGAGAAUGAGGAGAAGUAUCGGUGUGUGUCGGACAGCCAGUGUGGACCUGAGCGCUUCCCAGGAGGGGGGAUCCUUACUGGUCGAUGUGUGAACUACAGCUCUGUGCUCCGGACCUGUGAGAUACAGGGCUGGUGCCCCACGGAGGUGGAUACUGUGGAAAUGCCCAUCAUGAUGGAAGCUGAGAAUUUCACUAUUUUCAUCAAGAACAGUAUCCGUUUCCCCCUCUUCAACUUUGAAAAAGGAAACCUCCUGCCCAACCUGACAGCCAGGGACUUGAAGACUUGCCGCUUCCACCCUGAAAAGGCUCCUUUCUGCCCCAUCUUGCGAGUGGGAGACGUGGUCAAGUUCGCGGGACAGGAUUUUGGCAAGCUGGCCCGCACGGGUGGAGUUCUGGGCAUUAAGAUUGGCUGGGUGUGUGAUUUAGACAAGGCCUGGGACCAGUGCAUCCCCAAAUACUCCUUUACUCGGCUGGAUGGCGUUUCUGAGAAGAGCAGUGUCUCCCCAGGCUACAACUUCAGGUUUGCCAAGUACUACAAAAUGGAGAAUGGCAGCGAGUACCGCACACUGCUGAAGGCUUUCGGCAUCCGCUUUGACGUGCUGGUAUACGGGAACGGGACUGUUCUCUGUGACAUCAUCCUGCUCAAUUUCCUCAAGGGGGCCGACCAGUACAAAGCCAGAAAGUUUGAGGAGGUGAAUGAGACAACACUGAAGGUGGCUGCCUCGGCCAACCCAGUGUUUCCCAGCGACCAGACCACUGAGGAGAAGCAGUCCACAGACUCAGGGGCCUACUCCAUUGGCCACUAGGGCCUGUUCCAAAAGCCCCAUGCUCAUCCUUGGGCUGAAGGAUCUCCAAAAGGGGAU
Jaculus jaculus (lesser Egyptian jerboa) is the source of this 1369-nucleotide messenger RNA. RefSeq names its product purinergic receptor P2X 3 (gene P2rx3). Gene Ontology annotation, cellular component: plasma membrane; nuclear inner membrane. The transcript is spliced from 11 exons. NCBI's taxonomy places the organism in Eukaryota, Metazoa, Chordata, Mammalia, Rodentia, Dipodidae. Bases 185 to 1312 code for a protein of 375 amino acids. The record is from RefSeq and is a predicted model, not a curated record. Gene Ontology annotation, biological process: response to ATP; monoatomic cation transmembrane transport. Gene Ontology annotation, molecular function: ATP binding; extracellularly ATP-gated monoatomic cation channel activity; purinergic nucleotide receptor activity.